Molecule: messenger RNA, 871 nt
Organism: Kickxella alabastrina
Lineage: Eukaryota; Fungi; Kickxellomycota; Kickxellomycetes; Kickxellales; Kickxellaceae
Exons: 1
Coding region: 101-844 (247 amino acids)
Source: RefSeq, a predicted model, not a curated record
AUUUACAUUUUUACAAAGUGCUUCGUCAUCUCUUGCUUUCUUAAUACACCCGUUUUUUCUCUAUAUAUAUUUUUUUUUUGCCCAACACACAACACAUUAUAUGAAAAGGCCACAAGAAAUGGCCAGGUCAUUUGGCACACCCGUCUACGCGACUCUGGCAACCAUACUGGGCCUGUGCAUCCUUGUUUUUCUCUCCACGUACUCGGCCCCAACUGUCACCCGGCAGCAGCCCGGCAGCACCAUCAUCUACGACCCAACCGCACCAACAUUCCACCUCUCCUCACAGGCACUCGACUCGAGCAAACUUCCCUUUGCCAACCACUCCACACUAGAGCCUUAUCAAAGCUACCUACAACAGACGCUGGAUUUUACUCACUUCCAAUCGCUCUUCGACUCGGUCAACAAUUUGUCUGGCGGAGGAAUACUGCGGACGCGCGGCGAAGCCCAUAUCACGGUGAUCAGUCCGCCGGAGUAUGACAUGGUGCUGAAGCCCGCCGGAUUGACAAUUGAGGAGAUUGAGGGGAUUGCGCUGAGAAGCAAAAUACAGGCGGCAAGGAUCGCUCCUGUGUGCUUGGGAAGAUUCAAGGGCAGGUUAAAGGAGGAGGAGCAGGAGGGUGAGCUUUUGUUGUUUUCGUUGGUGGUCGCUGACGUGUAUGGUGAUCUGAUGGCGAUUCGCAGAGAUGUGUUUAAGCUGUUUAGAGAGCGUGGAGGCCAAGGCGCGUUGUUUCAGCCGGAGGCGUUCUGGCCGCACGUCACCAUCGGAUACAACCAACGCGAUCUCUUCGUCCAAGACGGCAUCUACAAAGGAUCCAAUUAUUGUUACGCUCCGGUCCGAGCUGUAUAAUAUUUUCUUGCAAUUUUUGUAUUUUUG